Molecule: messenger RNA, 942 nt
Organism: Hydra vulgaris (swiftwater hydra)
Lineage: Eukaryota; Metazoa; Cnidaria; Hydrozoa; Anthoathecata; Hydridae
Source: RefSeq, a predicted model, not a curated record
UAGUUUUAGUAAUACAAAAACAAAUAAUAGACGGGAGCACGUUUUGUUUUGUUUUGAUUUAGUAGGCCAUUUUACAAUUGCCUCGCAACAAACCGACCUGCUAGGAAACAUUUAAAAAAUGGCUGGCUCUGGUAAAGACAAUAUACAAUCUAUAAAGCAAGAGUUGCCAAAGUUUAUCAGAGAAUUUAAAGCUAGAACAGGUCAAAGCGAAAGACCUAGCAUUGAUGAGAAAAAAAGCAAUUCUGUUUAUGAUGAAGAUGAUAAAAUUCGAGAUGAUGAAGCUCCAUUAAUAGAAUUAUCAGAAAAAGUUUCUAAAGAUGAAGCAGCAGCUUUUCUUAAAUCAAAAUUUGGUCAAAAUGUUAUUAUUGACUCAAAGAAAAGGUCUUAUCAACUUGAUGAGCUUGAGGGUUGUAAGAAUCUGAAAGAUGAUGAUAGUAAACUAACUUUUAGACAGCCGACUAAUCGAAAAGAGCCUACAAAUAAGAAAAAAAAAAGUGAAAUGAAGCAAGUUAAAAAUAGUAAACUUUUAUCUUUUGGCUGCGAGGAAGACGAAAACGAGGAAGGCGAAAACGAGAAUACUUAAACAAAAUAUGUGGAUGGCUAACUUCUUUGACUUUAAUAAAAGUAUCCUCACUGCUUCUUUGAGUGAAAAUCCAUAAUCGUAAAGUGCAUCAGAUGCUGUAAAUGUGUUACAUAAAUGUGUUUCAAUGACCUCUUUAUGUAUAUAUGUAUAUAUAUAUACCUCAGUUGUGUAUAUAUUCCUAUUUUUCUUGUGGUUGUUUUCUAGACAAUGGAUAUCUAAUAAAAGAACUAAUGUCACAGUGGUGCAUCGGUAAAGAGUGUUUACUAGAGACCAGUAUAUAUUAGUAACACUUGUAAAUCCGUAAAUCUUGUCUAUCAAGGGAAAGCAAGAAUCAAGUUGAUUCUAUUUUUAGCUUUUAA